Nematocida homosporus is the source of this 375-nucleotide messenger RNA. RefSeq lists its product as uncharacterized. The record is from RefSeq and is a predicted model, not a curated record. Lineage: Eukaryota; Fungi; Microsporidia. The coding region runs from base 1 to 375 and encodes 124 amino acids. The transcript has a single exon.
AUGCCAGAUGAUAUCGAUGAGGUUGAUAUCCAAAUGAAGUCUGCAGCAGUUGGCAAUGAUUUGGUGUCGAUUCUAAUGCAAGAUUGGGAGCAUAUAGCCAAUAGCUUUGGAGGAGAAAGCAGUAUCGAAACGGGCGAUCUUGUCAUAUCUUAUGUGCGGUUUACUGUCGUAAUGCUUGUUAUGGUUCUGGUGCUUGGGCUCAGUAUUUAUUUUGGAAUCAUUAGUCCCAUCAUGAACAGGCGAGCACGUCUUCGGCGGGCGAUUUCGGUGUCAUUCGUAGACGUCCAGUCCCCAAAACUUAUCCAUCCACUGCUACCGCCACCGGCAAAAACUGCAGAUGAGAACAGUCCACUAGUGACUUCAUCAAAUCCAUAA